This is a messenger RNA of Geodia barretti, 1355 nucleotides long. The record is from the annotation of a GenBank genome assembly. NCBI's taxonomy places the organism in Eukaryota, Metazoa, Porifera, Demospongiae, Tetractinellida, Geodiidae.
GCAUAUUUGGAGACCGACCCCCGACAUAAAACGCCCAAUAGAAUUGAUUUUGUAUCAGAAAGACAGCGAGAUGCUUUGCUACUAUUACGGACUGGUGGUUGCUCUGCUCAACGCCUUUCAACUCUCUGGUGAGUAACUAACUAACUAUCGCACUUAUCAGCGGUCUCGCCCUUGUUUUCACGCCUCCAAAUAUGCUUUUUUCCUCUAGCAACCUAACUAGAACUCUAGUGUAACUCUACGUAGCUACAAUCGCGUGUAGCUAUAGCAAUUUGCCUCCCCAUACACGGACCUCGCAACGUUUUUUGUUGUAACGUGCGUAGCUAGCUAACUACUUUGCUCGGUGCAGGAGCCCAAGGCUUCCACGUCCAGAUGACCACCACACAUACAGUGCGUCGCCUGCGGCCCGGACAGCCCCCCCGGGUGCCGCUCCAGAGACUGCAGUAUCCCCGUCGGCCAGGAGGUCCAGGUCGACUGUACCGUGGCCAUGGACUGCGAUCCCCUCUCCCACCCCCUCCGUAUGCUCCGCGUCUCCAGUGGCGGGAUAGAGGAAAUCGUUGCUGGGGAUAUCAUUGGAGUGAUGCCCGGUUUUAUAAGCCUCGAAACAACCGGGUGCUCCGUGAGACUCACUUUCAGGGCUACCCUUGCCGCCAACAACCUCGUCCUACAGUGUGGAGUGAGCACCAACGAAGUAAUGGAGUAUUCUAAAGCCAGAGUACUAGCAGUCAGAGAGCCUCCAGCUACUGCCAGUCCAGCCCCUGUGGCUACUUCUUCACAUCCGCUGGCACCUACUCCUUCCCCGGCACUUCCACCAUCAACGACACCUUCCACAACAGAGAUUACAUCACCUCCUAUUACAUCAUCAUCAUCAUCUACCACAUCUACUGGUACAUCAGGUCCCGGCUCGUCGGCGGGAGCCGCAGACUGUGUUUGCAACAUUCCAACAGCUCUUCCCACUUCCCUACCAAAUGGAGCACAGACUUACUCUCUCAGUACAUUGCUAACACUCUUAUUGACAUUUCUCUCAGUUAUGUCCGUGUGUCUAUGAUAGCUACUCGUGUGUGUUUUUUUGUAAGUCUUUACAUUUCCGUCAGUGUUGUGUAUUUUUGUGCUUGUUUGAUACUGGUGCACGUGAUCACUUUUGUAUCGGUGGUUUUUUUAUUAUUAUGAAGUCAUUCAGUUGCUGGUCAACAUUAAAAGGUUCAUGCUACAAUGAUACUUUGUAUUAUAGUUUCACCACCAGUGGUUUUAAAAUAAAAUGUCAUCAGUGUGUAUAUUAUAGGAAAAAUGUCAGUCUUAAGGUGCGCUCCUAAUUUCGAACAACACGACGUGGCAAACUCACCACUGUUUUAUAAUUG